UCAUAGGGAUCCUGAGAGGGAACCAACGAGACAGAAACCGAAACGGAGAUCUGACUGUCGAUAACAUAUAUGUAAUAUAUGACCGACUGGCUGCUUAACAUGAUCUAUAAAAGUCUCUAUAACGUCGCUGAAUAUGUUUAUCUUCUGUUGGUUAUCACACGUGCAUCAGACAAACAAUCGUCUGGCAAUAAAGUUUUACAGUUGAAGUUGUUGAGCCUUUACUGUUCACGUUAAAUGGCUUUUAUGGCUUUCUUUGUCAAUGCCAGUAUAGCCGAGAUAAGUCUUCCUUACAGUAAGUGCAGCGGUAUUUCCGUGUUUGUCGGUCGAUAUGUUGUUAACACUUUCGUUGACAAGUCAUUGCACGUGUGUGUGGUUUAAUUGAGCUUAUUCCUUAUUAUUUGUGUGGCGGUUUGUAAACUAGCGGGAAAUAAUGACGUUUAUUGUGUGUUUUCCUGUAGUAUUUGCAACAUGUGGACAAAAACACUCAUGAUAUUUUAAUUGUUGUCGUUUUACUAUAAACUAAAUAAAGAUUUAGGUCAGUGUUAAGUUUAGCUAAGGUUUAUAUGGUAAUGAUUAGUUAAAAAUGCUGCAUAGAUUGUCCAGAGAGGGUUUGUACGCAGCAGUCACUUUCCCUAACAGCGUGCCAGCGUGGGGGCGGGACUCGGGACAUCCCACAGGAGGACCUCAAAUAGCCCAGAAACGCAGAAGCGACUUCAGAUCAGUGAAGAAGUAGACGGAUUAAAAUACGAGCUGUUUCAUGACUUGCAGGUCUCAAUGGACUGGCUCCUUAUUGUUGUUUUGCAAGUUAUGCUUCAACCAUCUCUCUCAGUGUUGUUCACUGUUGAGGCAGAGCAGACCAAGUACGAGUCAAAGUUCGGAGAAGAUGUUGUGAUGGGCUGCAGGUUUCAGCCCAAACUAUCAGAUUCUGGCACUGACCUAAAGGUGAACUGGCACUGGAUCGGGCCCGACUCGGUUCGGGAAGUAUUCCGGAUGGAUAACUGGAAGGCCAAUUUGGCGACUCAGGAUCCGGACUAUCGGGGCAGAGUGAGACUUCUAACUGAGCAGCUGCAGAAUGGCUUGGCCAGGAUACAGGUCUCCAAGCUCAGAAUAAAUGAUGCAGGAACAUACCAAUGUCUGGUACAGACAGAAGAAGGAACUGAUUAUAAAGCAAUCACUCUGUCUGUUACAGCACCUUACAAAGCAGUGACUAAGCGCGUUGAGAAGGUUGCAGAGGGGGAUGAUGUCGUGCUAACCUGCGAGUCAGAGGGGUACCCCGAGUGUUCGGUCGUGUGGCAGGAUGGACACCAGCGAAGAAUCAAUGCUAAUACCACCGCUGAACCAACGCCAGACCAGCUUUCUAAAGUCACCAGUCACAUACGCAUCAGGUCAUCAGAAGAAAACAACUACACUUGCAUCUUUGCAAACAGUGGAUACUCUGCAACAUUUCAUAUUCCAGAAGACUUACCUGCUACUCCUGUAAAAAAUGAUGCCGUCAUCGUGGUACUGAGCAUAGGAGUGAUAAUGGUUGCUAUUAUCGUUGCAGUGCUCAUGUACCGACGACAAAAAGGUUUCAGGACUCAUAGUAGCAGGAACACGCUGGUCGACGGUCGAGGCCGAGAAAAACAUAACGGAAAUGACGAAGAGAUCACUAUUUUUAACGAAGGCUGCAUUGAGGAAAAUCUGGGGGUGUUUCUGAAAGCCAAAUAUGCUGAUGUUUCCCUCAGUGCAGAGGUGAGACACCACCGGAACGCUUUCGGUGUGGAGGAGCUGCCACACAGGCUGCAAAACAAUCAGGGCCAGUCUGUGAAUCUCCAAGCUCUACUCCCAGAAGCUGGAGAGAUACUUUUCCUCGAGGGGGCACCAGGAAGCGGGAAGACAACCGUAGCCAACAUCCUGGUCUCUUCUUGGACUGAGGGGCCCACACACGCCCUCUCAAACCUCCUCAAUCUCAGCACCCUCACACUUCUUUUCUACGUCGACUGCAGCAAAGUGAAGGGCGACUUGUUUCAGGAAAUAACAAUCCAACUUUCUCUCACGGAAAAUAUUUCAAACGAGGAUGAGCUGAAGACUGUGUUAACCGGGUCCGGUGAGGUUCUGCUGUUGUUGGAUGGGUACACAGAAGGGAACCAAUAUUUCGAUGAGUCCUUGAGAAAGUUUCUGAUGGAAAAAGGAAAAUGCAGGGUCCUGGUCAUGGCCAGCCCGGGACACUGCCCCACACUCAGGGCCCUGAUUGGGACAGAACAGGUGCUGCAGCUCCAAACACAAAGUAUGAAGUCCUGAGGGCACUGAAGUUGUGACAAACAAAGACAUUAAGCACUUGUUACAUGCACAACUAACAUUUGUAUGAUAAUAAUAUGUUGUUUUUUACGUACUGGUUUUUGUAAGCCCUGGUAUGCUGCAAGAUUUGUGAAACAUGUAAUAUAUAAAUACCACUUUUGUAUUGUUUCUAUAACAUCCCUGUUUGUCAUUUUGAUUAAA
Centropristis striata (black sea bass) is the source of this 2478-nucleotide messenger RNA. RefSeq names its product programmed cell death 1 ligand 1-like. The transcript has 10 exons. Lineage: Eukaryota; Metazoa; Chordata; Actinopteri; Perciformes; Serranidae. The record is from RefSeq and is a predicted model, not a curated record. Gene Ontology annotation, cellular component: external side of plasma membrane. Bases 775 to 2280 code for a protein of 501 amino acids. Gene Ontology annotation, biological process: cell surface receptor signaling pathway; immune response; cellular response to lipopolysaccharide.